This is a messenger RNA of Symbiodinium natans, 1125 nucleotides long. NCBI's taxonomy places the organism in Eukaryota, Dinophyceae, Suessiales, Symbiodiniaceae. The record is from the annotation of a GenBank genome assembly.
AUGCUGAGGACCCUUGCAGAAAGCAGCAGUGAGUUCCGCCGGUUGAGCGAGCACGUGGUCCGAACUGGCGCAGCACCUUCCCGUGAUCGCUUUGGCAGCAGCGAACGCACGGUGCAGAAGGCCCUGCAAGUCUUUCGAAUAGAGCGAAUCUUAAUGUCGGAUGCAGAGACGAAGUACCGUGAGCAGCGAAUGAAUAUGUUUCUGGAUCGAGGUGCCUCAAGAUGUGAACUGCAAGACUGCUGUGCCUUGCGACCCGAUUCGUUUCAUGACCUCGACAUUGGCUUGGACGAGCUCCUGUUGUACCAUGGUUGUCGAGCAGGCAGUAUUCAUGGGAUUCUUCACGAGGGCUUUGAUCCUUCCCGCUCUGGAGAGCGUGCCGGUCAGUUCUUUGGAUGUGGUACCUACUUCGCUGACGUCGCUGCAAAGGCAGACAGUUACGUAGACGUAGCUCCUGACGGCGUGAGAUGCAUCAUUGUCGCGCAAGUUUGCCUUGGGAAGGCGUUGAGAGCUCUCCGUGCCAUGCCAAGAUUUCAUCCAAGCUGCAGGGAAGCUGAGGACGAGGGCCCCGCCUGCGAUUCUGUGAUAGGAGAAGACACGAAACAUGGUGGAAUCUUGGACCACAGAGAGUACGUGAUAUAUCGGGGUGCGCAGGCCAUUCCGCGGUAUCUGGUCGGCCUUACACUCUGCUCGGCCGAUGGCAUUGCCUCCAUUGCGACUGCCUGCUGCGGCUUCAAAUGCUGCGGGCGCAGUCGCGGGCAGCACAUCGCCCGCUCCGCCAGCCCCGCGGUCCAUCUCCGCGAGGCAGAGCUGCUCGCCUUGGCGGCCUUGCGCCAGCGCGGCGAGGUCAAUGAAGUCGUGAAAAACGCCAUUACCAAGUCGCAGUACAGCAAGGAGCGCGUCACUUCGUGGACUAACCAGAUCAUUGACGAGUGCUUGAAGGAGCUUGCAAAGCUGAACAAGCCCUUCAAAUAUGUUGUCACCUGCAUCAUUAUGCAGAAGAGUGGCGCGCCACUACACACCGGUAUUGCCUUGCACUGGGACACGAAGACAGAUGGAACUGCAUGCGUGCAAGUGGGGACAGACACCAUGGACUGCAUCACGACCGUGUGCGCAUGUAUGAUUUGA